This is a messenger RNA of Paramecium tetraurelia, 369 nucleotides long. RefSeq lists its product as uncharacterized. The transcript has 3 exons. Lineage: Eukaryota; Ciliophora; Oligohymenophorea; Peniculida; Parameciidae. The record is from RefSeq and is a predicted model, not a curated record.
AUGUAAUAAUAAUAAUAACCUAGAUAAAGAACAAAGGAGAGAUUUGUUAGCGAAGCAAUGAAUUUAGUUAAAUUAUGGAGAUAAGUUUAUUAAACUGAAACCAAAUUUGUGGAUGGCAGAUCUGUUCGAAUCACAUUAGAUUAGGCUGCAGAGAUUGUUGGCUGUCCACGAAAAACUUUAGAGGAUUAUUACUAUUUAUUAAGGAAGGCAGAAACCUUGGUUAAUUUAGAGGAAAAGAAAAAUGAAAAGAUGGGUUACAUUAGAAAAUUAUGUAGGGAGAAUAAAAAAUACAAAUAAUAGUUAAAAUAGGAGGAAGAAUGUUACCAACUUAAUUAAUUUUAAUUUGAUGAUAACAUCCAUGAUGAUUGA